AUGACUCGAAGUACAUCCGAUCUUCUAACGUUUGGAACAGCAUUCGGCAGAUACAAAUUUAAGCGGAUGCCCUAUGGAAUCCACUCAGCUAGCGAGAUAUUUCAUCUUGAAAUCUCGAAGAUCAUUGCUGGCUGUGAAGGUGCUGUUAACUCGCAGGAUAACAUCAUUGUUUGGAACUUUGGGGAGAAACCAAGGAAAUUCAUGAUCAACGCCUGGAGAAAGUCCUUACAAAAACCCGAGA
Paramuricea clavata is the source of this 241-nucleotide messenger RNA. Lineage: Eukaryota; Metazoa; Cnidaria; Anthozoa; Malacalcyonacea; Plexauridae. The record is from the annotation of a GenBank genome assembly.